Sphenostylis stenocarpa is the source of this 2520-nucleotide messenger RNA. The record is from the annotation of a GenBank genome assembly. NCBI's taxonomy places the organism in Eukaryota, Viridiplantae, Streptophyta, Magnoliopsida, Fabales, Fabaceae.
AUGAUCAUUAAGCUGCUUUCAGCUAAAGAGUUUCUCAGUCCAUUUCUUCUGCUGACGCUUCUCUACACUUGUUGCCAUUCACUGGACAACACCAUAACCACAAACCACCCCAUCAAAGAUGGCGACGUUUUGGUCUCCGACGGGUUAGGAAACUUUGCACUCGGUUUUUUCAGCCCGCGAAACUCCACCAGCCGAUACGUUGGGAUAUGGUACAACAAAAUCUCGGAACAAACGGUUGUGUGGGUUGCCAACAGAGACACUCCUCUUAACGACACUUCCGGUGUUCUCUCUAUCAACAACCACGGAAACAUCGUACUCCACGAUAAUAAAACCCGAAACCUCAACCCCGUUUGGUCUUCAAACGCUUCCGUCGCAUCAACGAACGUUUUGGCCAAGCUUUUGGACACGGGAAACCUAGUUUUGGUUCAAACCGACAUAAAUAUAGCUCGCUGGCAGAGUUUUGAUCAUCCUAGUAAUACUUUGCUUCCAUUCAUGAAACUCGGGUUGGACCGCAAAACCGGUCUGGACCGGUUCUUAACAUCGUGGAAAUCAGGAAACGACCCUGGAACCGGGAACGUGACGUAUAAAAUCGACCCAACCGGGUUUCCGCAACUGUUUCUGUACAAAGGUGAUGCUCCGUUGUGGAGGGUCGGGUCGUGGACGGGUCAGAGAUGGAGCGGGGUGCCCGAGAUGACUCCGAAUUUUAUUUUCAACGUUAGUUACGUGAACGACGAGAACGAGGUUUCGAUAGUGUACGGAGUGAAGGACCCGACAGUGUUCUCGAGAAUGGUGUUGGAGGAGGCGGGGCACGUGACGAGGUCCACGUGGCAGGGUCACGAGCGCAAGUGGUUUUCGAUAUGGGACGCGCCAAAGGAGGAGUGCGAUAACUUCAGGCGGUGCGGGUCGAACGCGAACUGCGACCCGUAUCACGCUGAUAAGUUCGAGUGCGAGUGUUUGCCCGGGUUCGAACCCAGGUCCGAGAGGGAGUGGUUUCUUCGAGACGGGUCGGGUGGGUGCGUGCGGAAGAGAAAUGUGUCGACGUGUGGAAGCGGAGAGGGGUUCGUGGAGGUGGAACGUGUGAAGGUUCCGGACACGUCGAAGGCGCGUGUGGUGGCGAUGAUUGGGAUUAGAGAGUGCAGGGAGAGAUGCUUGAAGGAUUGCACGUGUGCGGCGUACACUAGUGCGAACGAGAGCUCGGAGAGUGGAUGUGUUACUUGGCACGGUGACAUGGAGGACACGAGGACGUACACGCAACUAGGACAAAAUUUGUUCGUGCGAGUGGAUGCUCUUGAAUUAGCUAAAUAUGCAAAACAUCCUCACGGUUCUCUUGGAAUGAAGUGGAUGGUGGCAAUUUUAAUCGCUGCUGUUUUCAUGUUAUUGUUUUUGGUAGUCACUUUCGUGAAUUGGUUUGUUAAAGCCAGGAAAAGAGGCUUAAAAAGGAAUCGCAAGUAUUCCUUUCGUCUUAGCUUGGAGGACUCUACUGAUCUACAAGAAUUUAGCAUUAAAAAGAAUUCAGAUUUACCGUUCUUUGAUCUUAGCUCCAUAGCUGCUGCCACAGACAAUUUUUCUGAUUCUAACAAGCUUGGCCAAGGAGGUUUUGGUUCUGUUUAUAAGGGUCUACUGAGUAAUGGAAUGGAAAUAGCAGUGAAGAGACUGUCAAAGUACUCUGGACAAGGCAUAGAAGAGUUUAAAAAUGAGGUGGUUUUGAUCUCAAAGCUCCAACACAGAAAUCUGGUGAGGAUCUUAGGUUGCUGCAUUCAAGGAGAGGAGAAGAUGUUAAUCUAUGAGUAUUUGCCUAAUAAGAGUUUGGACUCUUUAAUUUUUGAUGAAUUGAAAAGGUCACAACUAGACUGGAAAAAGCGAUUUGAUAUCAUCUGUGGGAUUGCUAGAGGAAUCUUAUACCUUCAUCAAGAUUCACGAUUGAGAAUCAUUCAUAGAGACCUAAAAGCCAGCAACGUCUUGCUGGACUCUGUACUGAACCCCAAAAUUGCAGAUUUUGGUAUGGCUCGAAUAUUUGCUGGAAACCAAAUUGAAGCAAACACAAAUCGUGUUGUUGGAACCUAUGGCUAUAUGUCACCAGAAUAUGCCAUGGAAGGACAAUUUUCAAUAAAGUCUGAUGUAUACAGCUUCGGAGUUUUACUUCUAGAGAUCAUUACAGGCAGAAAGAAUAGUGGUCAAUAUGAAGAUAUUACAGCCACAAAUUUAGUUGGACAUAUAUGGGAUCUAUGGAGAGAAGGGAGAACCAUGGAGAUUGUUGAUCAAUCAUUGGGAGAGUCGUGCUGUGACCUUGAAGUCCAAAGAUGCAUCCAAAUUGGUCUUUUAUGCGUGCAAGAUUAUGCCGCUGACAGACCAUCUAUGUCAGCUGUUGUUUUCAUGCUGGGUAAUGACUCGACUAUUCCUGCUCCAAAACAACCCGCAUUUAUUUUCAAGAAAACUAAUUGUGAGAGUUCAAAUCCAUCAACCAGUGAAGGAAUUUAUUCAGUAAAUGAUGUAAGUAUAACCAUGAUUGAAGCGCGCUGA